GUAGGAUGUGUAAUGAAUGGUUCAGGAAGAGAAGGCUCUGAGGGCUAGCGAUAAAGUGAUUUGGGAUGGGUAGAAAUUUAUUUUUUACCGAAAUAUGGAUUCAUUUUAAUAACCACGGUGCCCUUUAACUGUUUUCGAUCGAAGAAAUGGCUAUGGAGCUUAGGCUUCAUAGCCCAUGCGGCGGAGAACCUGCAAUUUAUCAGUGGCCAUUAACAGCUUCGGAUAAAUAUGACAAAGCAACUGAAAUAGUCGACACGAUUAGGUGGGUCUGUGAAGACUUUCCUGAACUUAAAUUGGCCAUGGAAAACUAUGUAUUACAUGAUUAUGAUACAAAAAGCUAUGAAAGUAUGAAAAAACUUUGCGAUAAAUAUAAUAGAGCCAUUGACAGCAUUUUGCAGUUGUGGAAAGGAACUUCCAGACCUGCUCAGCUCCAAACUAGACCUAGUAAUGGCUUGUUACGCCAUAUAUUGCAACAAGUAUACAAUCAAGCAGUUACUGAUCCUGAAAAGUUAAAUCAAUAUGAACCUUUUUCACCUGAGGUGUAUGGCGAAACAUCUUUUGAGUUUAUUACUCAGAUGAUUGGAGAACUCGACAUAACUGAAGAUGACAUUUUUAUUGAUUUAGGAAGUGGUGUUGGUCAAGUGGUACUCCAAAUGGCAGCUACUACUAACUGCAAGAAAUGUAUUGGAAUUGAGAAGGCUGAUGUACCUGCAAAGUAUGCAGAGGAAAUGAGUAAGAAUUUUCAGUUUUGGAUGAAGUGGUAUGGGAAAAAGUAUGGAGAGUAUGUCUUACUGAAGGGUGACUUUCUUUCUGAAGAACACAGAGAAACGCUGUUGAACUCUACUCUGUUGUUUGUCAACAAUUUUGCAUUUGGUCCUACUGUUGAUCAUAUGCUUAAAAUGAGGUUUGCUGAUAUAAAGGAUGAAGCACGGGUGGUUUCCUCUAAAGCAUUUUGUCCUUUGAAUUUCCGCAUCACUGAUAGAAACCUCAGUGAUAUUGGGACAAUUAUGAACGUUCGAGAAAUUAUGCCACUGAAAGGAUCUGUAUCUUGGACAGGGAAACCGGUUUCGUACUUCUUGCACACCAUUGACCGAACAAAGCUGGAGCAUUAUUUCCAAAGAAUGAAAAAUCCAAAAAUAAAGGAUAAAUUUCAGGAUGAUGAAACAUCUCUUACUCGAGGCAAACGUUUGAAAAAUGGCAUAUCUAAUCCAUGUAUAUUGGAUUCCUCAUCAAAUGAUUCCAAAGAAGAAAGUUCUCUUUCUGGACCAACCACUAGAAGAGCCUGGUCUGAUUGGUGCAGUAAUAAAAUUAUCAAGACUACUUCUUUGAAUAACAGUGGUCAAGAUAGUAAUGAAGAAAAUGAACCUGCAAAACGAAAUUGCUUAAGUAAUGAUGGAAUGUUGAAAACACAGCGAAAGCUUCGAAGAUCUGAAAGAAAACGGGGCCCUGGAAGACCAAAGAAGAACGCUUCCAAAAAUAAGCGUAAUAAACCACUUAAAUUUAGUGGCUUGGACUUGCUUCAUGCUAAAACUAUUCUUAGCACUUCUAAUUCAGGUCAUUCUGAUCCUGCUCCAGGUUGCAUUGAUCAAAAAUUGAAUAAUACUACACCAAUUGUUCAAACUCCAGAGGAAGAAAAUUCUGUUGCAGUUGAGAGAUUUUUGUUUGCACAAAAAAGGCUAAUGAUGGAUUUCAUAUCUUUUAUGAAAUCAGGAGGUUACAGGAGUCAGUUACAAAGGGAAAUUGCUAAAGAAAAGGAGCGAAGUAAGAAAUUGAAGAACUAUUUUCUUCACCUACAGAAAGUUAUCAAUGGCCUGAGGGAGGAAGGAGUUUCAUUACUUAAAGAUCGAGUUUCAGUUUUAGGUUAUUCAAUCAAUCAUUCUAGUGAUCUCUUAUUUAAGGUUAAAGAAAGCAUAAGACAUUAUAUGAAAUAUAAAUCUGAAGUUAGCAAGUUGACAACAGAAAUAUCAGAGUUAGAACGGGAAUAUAAAAAACUCAAAGGACCAAGUCUACAAAAACUAAGUGAAUCAGAGUUCAAGAAUCAUAUCCAUAAAGAAAUCGUUGCUUACAGAAAAACUCAUCCAGUGUCUCAGAAAAAGCCUGUAUUGGCUGGGGACAAGAAUUCUCUGAAAAUGACAUAUAGAGAUAUGUCUCCAUGUCCUGUUAAAGAUUCUAAAUCCAUUCAGUUAGAUCUUUUAGCACCAAAGAUUCAGCGAAUUCAAGACAGUAUGACAAUACCAAACUUUCAGGAUAGAAUAAAAACAAUAAUUGCUUCAGCCCUAAAAGAAACAUCAACUGCAGAAGCUGAUAUUACAUCUGAUAAAUCUGAAAAGAAAUAUCCUUCCAAGGAUAUGAUAUCUCCACUUGGAACUUCUAGGCACAAAGGAGUUUCAGAAGUAUUUACUUCUUCUACUACUACUACUACUACUGAUGCCAAGAGUUCUGAAAGGCAGGUAGAUGCAACAUUGGCAAAGCAUGCUUUAGAUAAUCCUAAGAAAACUGAAAGAACAAAUUGCUUAUCUGUUUCUAAUGGUGAUUCAAAAAGAAGUAAGAAUACUUUCAAGCACGUUGAACUUUCAAAUCCUGAAGUAUCAAGCAGUUUCAGAAAUGUUGCAUAUUCUCCUAUUAGUCCUACUAGAACAUCACCUGCAAAUAGUUCUAUGUUUCCAGCCCAUGAAAUACCAAUCAAAACAGUACUUGAUAGAUAUUCUGUUUCUCAUGGAUCAGGGAUCAAUAAAAAUUUACGCCCUCAAGAAUAUAAUAUUAAAUCUAAACUGUCUGGUCCUACUGUGAAUGUUUCCGAAUGUUCGAGUUUUACCAGUCAGGCUCCUAAAAAUGACUCAUCUGAUAAUCAUCUUAAGGAGAAGUCCAAAUCUCUUAAGUUGGCUUUUCCUCAUUUAUUAGAUUCCAAAUCAAAAAAAACCAUUGAAGAACUUAAAGCCAAAAACGGAUUUUCAGUAAAUUCUCGACCGCAUUCAUAUUCUCACUCUCAUCGUGAUGAACAGUAUGAAAGGAAACUUAAGUUGAAACAACAGGUGCAUUCUGAUGCCAAAGAAAGAAGAAUUAAGGAGCGACUUGGAUCCAUUAAACUAUCUCAUGAUGAAAAACUGAAUACCAAGGAAGCUAGCACUUAUUCAAAACCAGAGAAGAGUUUGAAUCACAAAAUGGAGUCUAAACACCGUUCAAAGCAUUCACUUCCCUCUUCAGGAAAAAGCAAUAGUGUGACCAAAGAUCGAAGUAGUGUGAGUAGUCAGUCUCAUAAUCAGAAGUGGCAAGCUAAAGUAAGCAGUGGCUUUGAUAAAUUACUUGCUCUGGCUGCAACACAGUUGAAUCAUGCCAAUAGAGAAUAUAAAUGUAAUCAAGGAAAAACAAUGAAGGAGGAUAUUUCAAAAUCUAACCAAUUCUCACCAUAUUCGAAACCAAAUGGGUUUGUCGUAGGUGAUCAAACGAAGACAAGCAAAGAUACAAAUGCAUCCCAAAAAAAUUCAUAUUCUGAUCUCUCAAGACUUUCUCAGGCUGAAACCUUUAAACCUACUGGCAUGAAAACUCCUAAUAUUAAUAGGUCUAGGAAAGGUCCCAGAACACCUCCAGAUACACCACCGCGCACACCAUCUGUUUCACCAGAUAGAAGAGUCUUAGAAUCGCCAUAUUUUCAGUCUCAUAGUCCCAUUAGUAGUGUGGAGAGUGUAAGUAGUAAUCGUAGCUCAUUGAGUCCACCUUAUAUUAGUCCAGCGAGAGGAAGCAGUAAAGAUCGAUCAAGAUCAACAAGUCCUUAUAGUAGUAGGCCAUCUAGUUCUGAAAGGCACACUGAAAAGCAUUCAUCAAGAAAUUCAAAAAAUAGUUCACAUGAAGAUGAUGGUCAUGAGAAAAAAUGUGGUUCAAAACGACGAUGGCAGUUAAAAAACAAAUCUGACAUUAAUCAGCAUACUUGGGCAAAAGAACAGGAAUCUUCUCGUUCCAAAGUUGUUCAGGCUCAUGAUAAAACCAAUAAAAAUGAAUCUACAAAUUCUGAAAAGUCUUCAGCUCUCUCAACUACAAAAACAAGAGAUGUUAUGAGACAAUUAGAUUUUAUGAGUCAGCAGACAAAAGAUGUUCUUGCACAUGCACCUAAUGGAUAUUCAGUUGUCAUGACUCCUUCACCACUUCAUGCUAUUUAUGUACCAACUGCUGGAGUUUGCAGUCAACCGCCUAUUCCACCUCAAGCUCAAAAUUUAGCAUCUAAAUCCUCUAAUUAUUCAGUGGCAAAUGCUUGUGGACCAGCAUUGUCUACAAACCCUAUUCUAAAUUUCACUAUACCACCACCAAAUUUUAGUAUGCCUCCUCCACAUCCAACAUCUAGCUCUGUGAAUAUGCCACAGAUAUUAUCCUCUCAGCAACAGGUUCAACAAAUUCAAUUGCCUGAUGUUACAGUUCCACCACCAAAUAUGAUAUCAGUCACAUCGUUUUUGUCAUCAUCUAAUUUACCUUCUUGUCCCCCACAGCUAGAACCUGCUGUGCCAAAUAAUCAUGUUUAUAGACAGAAUGGUCAGUCUCAUCCACCUCCACUUCCCCCCACUGUGGCAGCAGCUUCUUCAUUCAAUAACAUUGUUCAAAGUCAAAUUUACAGAGCUAAUCAGAAACCAUUAAGCAAUGGCACUGCCUCUCAUCAGCUCGAUUAUAGAGUUCCCCAGCAUUGUACACUGCCUGGAACUGGAAGUAGCAGUUAUUACCCAGCCCAAGCUCACUUUAUGGCAUAAAUGAAGCUUCUCUACCUCAUUUGCAAAGACUGGACAAAAAAAAAAAAAAAGAAAAGAAAGAAUGAAAAAGAAAAUUGGGUACUCUAUGGUCGUUGAGCGAUUUAAGAGUCCGAGCCAUUAGUGACCAACACUGCCAUAAAAGCUUUGCAAUCGUCAACCUCUCAAGUACAAAUUCUUUUAUGCUGGAAGGUGGGAGCUUUUAUUUCCUUUUUCAGAAUACGUACUGCAGUUUUAACAGUACAGUCAAUCAAAUUUUAUAUUUUCUUUGUAAUUUAAUUACCACAGGUUCAUUACAAUGAUAAGUUAAAUAUAUUUAUGGUCAUUCUACAUUUACACUUCAUUUUCUGGUUCCUAUACUUAAAGAAAAUUUAACCUGGUAGCCACAAAAACCGUAUUACAAUAUAAGUAAAUAAAGUAAUUAUAAUUUGAAACACAUAUUUAGCACGGGAAUUUAAGCAACCAGUACAAUGAAAGUAACAUAGCUUUAGAAGGAACAUUUCCUUUGCUGUUCUGGUCGCUUAAUAAAUUUCAAAAUAAUUAGGCAUUUUAUUUGUAAAUGCAGAUAACAGUUUGAAUGGUAAAAUAUUUUACUAAAUCUUGAUCUGUAAUUGAAGCUACAAUGAUUCAUUAAAUGUAUUGAAUAAAUCAUAGUAGUAUUUUGUACAGUUUGAAAAAUUUUAACCAUUAUUAUUCCUUUUGUCUUGAGAAAAUGAAUUAGAGCAAAGCAGUUGUCUUAUCAAUUCCAGAUUACCAACAAAAAUUUUUAACUAUACAAUCUAUUCAAAGAAUUAUUCCUAUCUAAUAUUCUAAAUUAUCUCAUGAUAUACUAGUUCACUGAUAUCUCUUAUUCUGUGUCUAAUUAUUUUGUAUAUUAAACACUUGUUUCAUGUGUACAGAAAUGAAAUUUUAGUGUGUAUUUUAUGUAACUAUAUACUAUCUUAAUAUUUUCAGAACUUAAAUUAUUAGUUAAUUAUUAAUUUAAUUAAAUUUUGAUUCCUUACUAAUUAUACUAAGAGAUUAUUAAGCUUAGAAAAAAAUUUCCAGUUUUAAAACUAGAAAAUAAUCAAAAUAAAACCCUAUUUAGGAUAUUAAUAUGCGUAUUUUUCAGAUCUCCUGCUAAUUAAAAUCAUUUAUUUGCCUGGAAUUUUUCAAUAUUAAUACAUAUGUUUUAAAUAAUAAUUUUUUAUAAAUAUUUUUCGGUUUUGCUUACCAAAUUUACAAUUUAAAACAAAAGAAUAAUUUUGGAAGUCUUUAGAGGUAAUUUUCAUUUGAUUGAAGAUUAUAGUCCUACAUUAGUUUUGAUUCCAUUAUUGGUAUUUCAAAAAGUAUACAUAUUCAUAAGUUUUUACAUUGGUAUUUGAUUUUCCACAAAACUACCAGGUUAACUUUUAUUCAAGUAUAGUUAUAAGUGACUUCAUGAUUACAUUUCAUUGGCGAUUAAGUAAAUCCUUGAUAUCCACAUUCUUCGUAUGAAUUUAUUAGAAUAUUGCUUAUGAUAUCAUAUUUGAAACUUUACAGUAUAAUUUUUGUUUAUUGAAGUAUUUGUGAAUUUUAAUGUAAAUUUUAAGUAAUAUUAGUAAUUGUCAUGUGGAUCAAACUUUUAUUUUGGGAAUACAAAAUGAAUUAUAAAAAUACUUCAGUUCAAUGAAAGGCACACAUUUUCUUUUUCUUUAGAACUUUGAGAUAUUGCUGUUCACUUACAUAAAUCUUCAUUCUGGAAAUAAUAUCUGUAGUUUGAGCAUGGAAAGUAAUUCAUGUUCACAUAAAGAAAAUUCUUGCUUAUCUAUUAAUAUUGUAGUUAGUCAUUUGUUUGUUUUUGCUAAGAAAUAAUUUCUUUUUUCUAAUUUCUUCAUAAGCUAUUUAAAUCUAAAAUUUCGUAUUUGCUUUCAUGAUAGGGUACUCUUCCUUUUUCUUUUUAACUAAAUAUUUGCGAUAACAUUCCAUUAAUUAGCCUUUGAAAGAAGGUAGCGAGUUCAGUUCCUUGUAUGUUUUGAUUUACCUAAAUUUGUUACUCCUUUUGUUUUAAAAUAAUGCUGACUACUGAAAUUUUUGAGAAAUAGAAAUGCUGCUAGGCAAGGUUGUAAACAUGUUAGACAUUGCAAUGGGAUUAGCAGAUACCUUAUAGUUCGAGGGGUGAAGAAAGGAAAGUGAGUAGUGUCGUUAAUAUAGAUAAUUGGGUGCUUGCCUGAGGACAAUUGAGAUCUAGUCUCUUAGUUACUAAGUGCAUGAAUCGGAAAUUUUUGUCAUGUGUUGACAAUAGUGAUAGUAAUCGAAAUCAUAUCUCUGAAGAUAAAGGUAUUCUCUUACUUUUUCUGUGUGGGCAUAUUUGAUUGGCUGCCAUUAGAGUGCCUUAAAAAAUUCACCAAAUGGGAAAUACAUUUUCCAAUUUAUGAUUAAUCUUAAAAAGAUUUUUAAAUAUUAAAAAAACACUGCCAAGUUAAAAUGCAAUUUUUCAGAAUUGAUAAUGAUAAUUUAUUUAAAACCCUUAGUAGCACAAACAAAAUUGCUCAGGGAGCCUUUGCACAUUAUGUCACAUUGGCUUUAUUCAAUAUCUCUCCACUGUUCCUCUUAAGAUUCAAAUGAAUGGAAUAAAUUUAUUCUAACCACAAGAAGGGGUAAAGGAUGUAGAUGCCAUUUAUUGUAUCUACAUCAUUAUACAUCAUAACAAUCCAUUUUAUUGCUUAUAAUUUUCAUGUUUGGAAUUUUUUAUUUUGAUUAAUUCCCAUUUUUCAGAAUAUAAUUUUUUUUCUUCUGAUUAAUAGGAAUUUUUGAUGAAUAAAAAUAUAAUAUUUUAAGAAUUUUAUAUCUUUAUCUGCUGUCAGCUAGCUCUCCCUCCCCUGUACAUUCAUUCCAAAUUGAAAAGUGAGAAAUUUAUUUUUAUUACAAUACUUCCCAUAUGAUUGUUUGAUAAGAAGAAAAAAUAAUAGUAAUUCUACAGAUGAUCAAGUGAAAUGUCAUAAGUUAAUUUUUAAUUAUAUAAAAAGAGAAGAAUGAGCAUUGUUUCUUCUUCGCAAAAUCUUCAUAGUAAGAGUAAUUGAGAUUUCCAUUAAUCAUAAAACUAAAUCUUGGUUUUAAAAAAUGUCUUAAAAGAGGCGCUUCCUUUUGUAAAAAGUCAAAUGUCAUAGUUUUAUUCUAACUAAAAAAUACUGUCCAUUUAAACUGUUGUUCAGUGUAUGUGUAAAAUUUGAAAAACAAAACUAUUUCUUUUCACACAUUUCUAUUAGAUUCUGGUAUUUGAAAAAUGUGAAUUUGCUCAUUAAAAUGCUCAAAUUUGUUCUAUCAUUUCGGCAAGAGCGAUGUUACGUUUGAAUUGUUACCAAAUGAAAAGAAUCUAGAAAUAAGUUAGUUACAGUGGGAAACUAAAUCUACCAUUUUAAAGAGGUAAAAGAAUGAUUUGUUAUAAUUUGCAAAAACAGGAUUUAGGUAUAUAAUGAAAGCAGUUAUGUGAAAAUGAUUUAUUUUCUCUAAUGUUAAUUAAAAUAUAUUUUACAUCAGUUUCUUUCAGAUGAAAAUGUGACAUUUAUUUGAAUAAAUGUAUAUUUUGCAGUUGUAGAUAAAAUUUCUCUCGAGUGUUCAGUUUUUUAGAAUUUAUAAUUUUUAAAAGAAUUAUCUGUUGUAACUAGUAUUGUUAUUAAUUAUAUCUUAAAUUGUAGUCUUUAGGCUUAUUAAAUACUUUGUUCUUGUACCCAGAUCAUAUUGGAAGAAACAUUGGAUUUCAUACAUUUUUUAAAAUUAAAUACUCCAAAUGUAGGUUUUUUUAUGUGCGAUUCCUUAACUUAACACAUUAAUAAAAAGAGGGAUUAGAAAGAAAAUUGUUGCUUAAACAGUCCUUAAAAUUGGUAUUUAUUUAAUUGUUUAACAUCAAAAGAUAAUGGUCUAUAUCCCACAAUAACACAAUUUGGCUCUGUGUGAGUAUGACAUUUCAAUUCAUAAAUAACUUUAGAAGUUUCCAAGCUAACAAUGCUUGCCAUUGAAAAUAAAUAAUGCAAGAAUUAUACAUAAUAAUUAUAAACUUGUUUAAAUUAAAGCUAGGAAAUAGUAUUACUAUUUAAAUUAUAAUAAUUAUAUGUUUCUUUCUUGAGUUAAAAACUAAAUAUUUUAUUUAUUUGCUAGUGGUUUCACUGCAUAUUUGUGCCUCAAAAUCCAAAAAGCCGCCUAAGUUUUGUUUUGAAAGCAUAGUUAAUGAAUCUUCUUCGUGGUAAUGCAAAAUAUUUGUAUAUAACUGUUAAAAGGGUUUCUUUGUAAACUAAAUUAAUUUAAUUUGCACCAUUUCUCUUUCUUACAUAUUUAUUUUACUGGCAUAACUUUCUAAUAAAUUAAAGGAGGGUAGACAUUUCUUUUAUACCAUUAGAGAAGGGGGGAGGGAGUUGAUGUGUCUAUUCUUCAAAAAAGUAAUUCAUUUUUUAAACUCCUCUCUCCUUUAUCUUUCCUUAAUGUUCAUAUCAUUUUCUACAUUGAAGGGAAAAGUCAAUUUUAAAUUACUAAAUUAUUGAUACCUUGGAUUUACUUAACAAAGUAUAGUGAAAAUUAAAUAUCUUUUGAAUACUUAAGGCAUUAGCCAUAAUAUUUAAUAUAUCAAUUUUUAUUAAAUACUUGAUAUUAUAAUUUCAAAAUAAAGAAUUUAAAAUUUAAUUGGUACCUUGUUGAAAUAAUAAUAAUAAUAAUACAGUGUUUAAUUCAGCAAUAUGUGUAAAUGCUUUUCAAUUAUUGCAGUACUACACUAGUAAACUUCAUUGCAAUUACAAUUGAAGGUUUUAACUUUGUGUAGUACAGUUAUUUUUCUUGAAAUAAAAAAAAUAAAAAAUGCCGAAAAAAGUUUUAAUUUUCAUGUACUGAUCUGUUUGUAUUUCUUGUAACUAUCAUCUACAGUUUUGAAUUCGUUGACUUUUUUCGUUUUGCUUCAAAAAGUGUUUAUUUUGGGGUCUGGUUUUCUUAACCUCUGCCUUUUAUCUUUCAGCACUUUAUUCAUUUAAAUUUUAUUCAUUUUAUUGUUAUAUUUUGUAUGUAUAUGUGAUUAUGUUAAUUUAUUGCCUGUUAGUAGCGUAUUAUGCUAGUUUAUUUGUUGUAAUUGUAGAGUUAUAGUUGCUUUGUUGUGGUAUGGUUGAGGUUAAUAAAAUGGGAUGCAUAUUUGCUUGAGCAGAUUUUUAUUUGAUGCACUUCUAUUAAAAUAAAUCUGCUUGAAACACAUUUCCCUAUGUGAUAAUAGUUAUUCUUAAAUAUUUUCAAAAACUAAGUCAUUUAAAAAAUAUUAUGUAAAUAUCUGCAACAAUUCUCUGUAUUUUCUUUUAUACUGUUUCAUUUUAUCAUCAGGUAGAUUUGAAGCAUAAAACAAUUCCUACAUUGUCAAAUUUUUAUAAGCUCAAAUCUUCUAUGUAUCAGCUUUAUCUCUUAUUGUGUUUUGCUUUUUUGCACAUUAUUUUAUUAAUUUAUUGUAUUACUAAAUUGAUGUUGGUUUUGUAGAAAUUUUAAUUUGUAUAUUUAUUGUAUUUAUUUUAAAUUAUUCUCCAUUGUGUUUAUUUAUUCAAUUGUAUUUCUGUCUUCCAUUAUGUAUAAUCUUCCAACUUUUUUCAUUGCUGCUAUAAAAGUUUGUUUUUUUAAAAAAGAGUGCAGAAAGAAUACAUUUCGCCAUUUGACAUGAAUAAAUCGAAUUGGAUAUGCUAAGAAUUCCCUUAUGUUGUAGGUAUUAUCAGGAUCAUUUCUUUAACUGAAUAUUUUCUUCCUUUUGAAAAUUUCUCAUUAUUAGUAUUAAAAAAAUUAAUAAAAUUCAGAAAUAAAUAAAAUUCAAAUGAAACAUCUGUUUCAUAGUAAAGUUGUUAAAGAAAAAUGAUUUGAGACGUAUUACUUUUAAAUUUAAAAUUGUUGUCAAGAAGCUGUUAUUUUCUUUGAUCAUCAUUUGUCCGCCUUCCCCUCCUCUUGAACAUGUAUUUUUGCUAUUACUUGAGUAGAAACCCGAGUGAUACUGCCACAAGUAUGCUUGUAUGUAUGUAUGUACGUGUAAAUUAAAAUGGCAAAAAGAUCUCGUUUUGUAUAAUACCAUUUAAGUAUUUAUGUAUUGUAUACCUAUUAUUAACUGUUUCUGGAAAUGAUACUCUAUCAUAGAUAUCUGUUGAAGGUUGCAAACCCUGUUAAUGUUUAAAGCUUUUAUUCACACGUAUAAGUUAUUGUGUCCUGGUAAAUGAAUUUAAAUAAAAUUGUUUUUGCUAUUAUUAUAUGAAGCAGGUCUUCUAUUGACUUUUAAUUCAGGUUAUACAAGUAUAAAACACUGAUUCUGUAUUUUAGGUUUUAUUUUGAUGAUGAUUUUAUUUCCAAGGCUCAAAUUUUUCCUUCAUUUGUACUAGUUCCGAAUAGCAAAAUAUUUUCAGCUUAUUCUAUUUAUUUAUUUAUUUGUAAAUAAUCAAAUGUUCAUCGCAUUAAAUUAUAAUAAAUAAAAAUAAAUUUUUGAAAAAUUUUGUGACUGUCAUAGAUUUGUCAAACAUUUUAAGCCAUUGAAUUAUAUUUGUUUUACUUAGUCAUUUUUUUAUUUAUAUAUAUUUUUGCUUGAUACUCAUUUUGCAUACUUAACUGCCUGAAAAAGUUACAGUUGCCGAAUUGAUUAAACUGUAAUAAAAAUUGAAUGAAUUGCAAUAAUUGAAUAAAUUGCAAUAAUUGAAUAAACUGCAAUAAGAAUUGAAUGAAUUGCAAUAAUUGAAUAAACUGCAAUAAGAAUUGAAUGAAUUGCAAUAAUUGAAUAAACUGCAAUAAGAAUUGAAUGAAUUGCAAUAAUUGAAUAAAUUGCAAUAAUUGAAUAAACUGCAAUAAGUGUAUCAUAAUUAAGCAAAUAAAUUCAGUGUUAUCCGUUUGCAGUUAAAUCUGCAAAACUUUUCAUCAGGUUCAUCAAUUUAAUUCCACAAUUCAUUUAAAAUGCAGCAAAGUAAUGCCUUUUUAUUGAAUUGCAUAGUGAUAAAGCAUCUGUGUCUUUUUGAUGGAUGAUGUUCUUGUUUAUUCUGUAACUUUUUUUCAUAAGGAUAAUCAAAUAUUUAUUUUAUGGAAAAACAAUUAACACGAGAGACGAACAUUGUUUCUGUUAUUGUAAUAAAUGAAAGCCACAUAAAUAAAUAAAAUAAAGGUGCUAGAUUCUUACCAAUAAAAUAGUUUUUUUAUUUUUAUUUUUUUAAACAUAAUUUAAAAAUGAUUUCUUCAAUAUGUAUGAUUUUCUUUAGUUUAUGUUUAUUUAAAAUAUCUUACUUUCAAUGAAAUCAAACAGUUGAUAUAAUCUUCUUUAUAGUAUCUUCAAUCUGUAAGAAAUUUAAUAUAGUUCUUGAAUCACAAUUAUAAAAAAGUGAUAAUUUUUUUUUCUUUUUUAAUUACUAAAGUAGCAUAACUUUUUUAAUAAUUUAAAGAUUGUAUUGCAUACCCUCCAACAACUACAGAGUUUCCGGUGUUGCUACGGAAAUUAGAUGAAAAUAUAUAAUGAAAUACUGCAAGAUAAAUAAUGAAAUAUCACAAGAAAUGUAAUGAAAUACAGCGAGAAAUAGACAUAUAUAUGGAAAACUACAAAAUAUGCUGAAAAUACCCUUUUUCUGAAUCUUUAUUCAUAACGGAUAAUGAAGAUAUUUUUAGUAUUAUUGGGGGGGGGACACUGGAAGCUUGUUCCAGCCCGCAUACUAAAACUCUUUAGUCGCUCCUCAUAACAAAAAUGAAUAUAGGAGUUUAUGAUGUUGAACUGAGCAAUCAAGACUUAAGAAAAGAAGAAAUACUUGCUACUUAAUGAAACAAAAUUGUAAAUGUCUAACAAAUAGUGUUAAUUGAUCAAAAAAAAUUCUUUGAAUUAAAAAAAUUUAUUUUAUUUAUAUAUUUAAUCAGUAACAAAUGCCUAAAAUAAUGUUGAAUAAUGUUUUGAAAAUGUUUGUUUUAACUAGUAAAAUUCUUAGUAAAUAUGUAUUCAUUAAUUUAUAGAUAUUGCAUUAUAUGUAAUAUAUCGGUGACAAAUGCUACUGAUGACGAGGUAACUAAUGUUGGAGGGUAUGGUAUUGUAAUCCCCUUAUUAAUAGUGAUUGUUUGUAGAAGUCAAGUGUUUUGAUAAUUAUAUUACCCUUUUUGGUGAAGGAAAAUUUAUACUAUCCACUGCCAUUUUACAAUCAGUGUUUUCUGUUUGUUUCAUUGCUCAUUAAUUGAAAUUUUCAUAAAAGAAAAGCCUUUUGUUUUAUGUAGAGCUUUAUCUUUGAUAUAUUCUGAUUUUGAAUUUCUUUCUAGAUUACAAAAUUGAUUCAGAAUUUUCUGUUUUAUUUUGUUUGAAAUAGAUAGUCUGUAAAAUUAUACUGAUUACAAAAAUAUUGUAGUUUUUGAAAACAAAUAUCAGAUUUUUUUAAAUUUCAUAAAAUUUUCAUGGAAGGCCAUAGAUUUAAAUUAAUUUUCUAUAUUGUUUCUUGCAUUUGUAUAUAUUGUUUGUCAUUCAUCAUAGCUCUUAGAAUUUUCUGAUGUGAAUUAGGGAAGAAGAAGAAAAAAAAAAAUUUGCUGCAGGAUUUGUUCAAUACUGUACAUAUAGUGAAAAAUCAGCUAGCCAAUGUUGUACAUACAGUCACAGAAAUUCUAAUAUACGCUUGUAAAAAUCUGUUGUUUAUAAUGUAUCAAUCCUUCAUGAAUUUUCUAGUGGCUGGUAAUUGUUAUGUGAUAAAAAAAAUUGUGUACUAAACUUAUAGUGUUGUAUAAUGUGUUACAAAAAAUGAAAUAAUAAUUACAUAAAUCAAAUGUUACUUAUCUAUCUUGAUAACUGUUUGUAAUUUAACAGUUAAUAUUACCUAUUAAUAUCUGGUUUUGAAUGCAUUAUGAAAAGUAUUAUUUUUCACUCAACAGUAUACAUUUCAUUUAUUAUCAACAGUAUAUAUAUUCAUUUCAUUGUAUGGGGUUAUCCCUUAUAAUAUUUUCUAAUGGAAAUAAAAAAAAGUCUUCAGAAAUUUAUUUCUUGGUUGUUUAGCACAGAUCCUUUCAAUCUGGUUGACAUUUGCUUUCUUUUGAAGGAACAAGUAUUGUAGCUACAUUAAAACCCCAAAGAAAUCAGGUGUAUAUUCCCUACCCAAAUCAUAUUGCCAGAGUCAGGAGGAAAAUAAAAUUUUUUAGUAAUGAAGCUGGGAAUUAAAAAUUAUGAUUGGUAAAAUGGCUCUAUUUUUUUUUUUUAAAUUUCAUUUCGUGUGUGUGUGAGAGAGAGAGACAAGGAGGGAAGGGAGAAUAUUAUAUAUUAAGGAGUAGAAUAAUUUAUUCUGGGAUCUAUAGCUCAAAUUUCUCACUAAACAUCCUCCCUCCCACAUACACACAUAUGUAAACUGUUAAGAUAAUUCUAUUUCAUUUGAAAAGAACUGUCCAUCUGAUCUCCUCUUCUGAAAUGAUUUAAGUAGUGCUGAAUUAUUUCUUACUGAAACUACAAAGUUAGUACAUUAAAAAGUUAAAAUAUUUAGUAAUACACUGGAAAUCCUGAAUGGGGAAAAUAGCAUAUACUGUAGUUGAUUGUCAAAUUGGCUGUCUAUGUAUUAAAUUGUUUCAAUUGUAAAAUUUGGCACAUGUGAUAUGAACAAUCAGUUUAUUUAUUCAAAUAUUGAUAAUCAGUUUUAUUCAAAUAUUGAUAUAUAAAUAUUGAUUUAUAUGAUGGAAAUAUUUUAAUGUGAUUGAAUAGGUGUUAUUAGUAUAAUAGUUGUAGUGAGGUUUCUAAGAUAAAAGUGUUUAGCUGUGCGUCAUUGUUGCAUUUUAUGAUAGUUUCUGAAGGAAUUUUUAUAUUUGAUUUAAUUGAAAUCUCCCUGGUAAAAUUUCAAUUUAAAAAAAAAAUACAAACAGGUUAGUAAAUUGUUUACAGCUUUAUGUUAUGGUAUUGAAUACAUAAUUGAAUUGAAUAGAAUUGAAUUAUAAUAUGUGCUUAAGUUUAGUAUAGAUUACAUAUUUCACAAAUUUAAACAUCCAUGUCAUUUAUGCCAGUAUAAUGACCCUUCAAAAUUAUUAACAUUAGAUAAAGCAGUUCUUGAAAACUGAAAAUUAUUAAGAAAAUAACUUCUCAAGAUAUUAAAAUUUUGUAACAAUUAAUAGGAAAAGAUGAGAAAUUGUGACAUUUUGCUGAAUAUUAAAUAAACUAUAUCAAAUUUUUAAAUAUGUCUGCAGUUACUAAUUAUAAAAUCAGUAUGAAUUGUCAUUGCAAGCUUGUUUUAAAAUUAAUAUAAUUGCAUGUAAAUAAAAAAAAUUAGAAGAGAAAAAUUAUAUUUCCAUUUAUUUCUCUUUAUAAUUUUAAUUAAAAUUAAGAUGUAUGAUUAUGUAACUAGUUUGUUUUAAAUGAAUGAAUGAAGCAGCAAAUAACGAUUGGGAGUGUUUUCUCCUAGACUUUCUCAUAUAUAAAAUGAUGCUGUUUGUCUUAUAUUAUGUAAUAAAUUAAAGAAAAGGCGUAUUUAUUUUGUGCUUAUUCUCUUUUAUCGAUUAUGUCCAAAAUUUGGUACAGAUGUACAGUUUUGGUAUCAAGACUAUUCAACAAGUUUCAUUUAUGUAGCUCGUUCCGAUUUUGAUAUCAUGUUUCACAUACAGUGUAUUUUACUUAAUUCGGCAAAGUCUGAAAUUCUUCAAGAUUUUGAGGUUGAAUCUUUCGACGAUUGCAGUGCUUUUCUCUUUGUAUCCAAGAAAGUGGAAAUCGAGGAAAAUGCAUAAAUAGGCGACUUUUAAGUAGUUUACUAAGAAUUCGGGUAACAUACAUGUAUAAUUGCAUCAUUUGUUACUUUCUUUGCAUCUGCUUUGUUAAAAAUUGAUGCACCGUCAGGAAUAUAAAAAUUUAGUUAAUACUUGUUUUGAGAAAACGUUACUUAUCUUUAUUCAUAUUCAUAAUUUAUAAUAGGAAGAAAGAAAACUUACGUUUUAUUAGCCCUAAGAAAAGGAGAAUAUUCACAGUACAGAAAUUUAAAUAUUUCCAGAGAAAACAAGCAGUUUGCUUUUGCUUAUAUUUAUGUACAUUACACUUAUAUAAAUAAAUAUAGUAGAAAUUCAGUUACAAUUCUACUGUGUUACAGAAAGCUAGUUAAAAAUUUUAAAGUGCAAUUUAAUUGCUUAAAUUUUCAAAUUAUGUAUGUUUAUUUGAAAUAAAAUUUUUAUUAAAAUUAGGUACUUCAGGAUCAUUUAUUCCGAAAAAAUUUUGAGUCUUGACUGCCCAGCCUAAUAUUAAAAAAUUAUCCGUGUUUUGAUUUGAUAAUGAAGUCAUUUACAUUUGUUUUUAUCAAGCUGUUUGAAGAUUUUUUUUUAUUGAGUAUUAUGAAGAAAUUAAGCCAAAAUUUUACAAUUUCUGCAUAAAUUGUUUUUAUAUUAUUCUUCUUGGAAUUUCAUUAGAAUAUCUGUUUUAUCGAAUACAUAGGCAUUAAUAUAAUAAUUAUUUAUAGAAUCUUAUUCAUAUUGGAUAAGUUUAAGCAUUUUUUAGAUAUCUCUGGAUGCCACAAAUAUAUUUUAUCUUUCUUACUGGUGGAUUUUAUUGCUUUUUAUUUCCCUUGAGGUUUUAAAAAGGAAUCGUCGUGUGAAACAGUAUUUUCGUUAAGAUAAUUGAAGAAUCAUAAAUUCUGAGCUGCAUGAAAAUUAUUUUUGUAUUGAUUGAAGAUACUGAUGAUGAUUGUAGCAUUAAAUUUUAAAAAGUGUAAAAUAUGUGUGGAAAUUUUGAAUCAACUUUCGCGAAUUGGGAAACAUGGAUUUUCUAACUAAAUUCUAUUCCAAAUGUAGCAAAUAUUUUUGACAGAUUCGGAUAUAAGCAUUGUCUACUACGAUUUAAGAUUGCCUAGUAUCCACGUUUAUAAAUAAUUAUUGUUAAAUUUAAUUAUUUAAAAAUAUCUUAAUAGCUAAGUAAAUGUAAUGAAACAUAAAAAUCUACCCUAUAAUACCAAAUGAAAUGUUGUUAAUAGAAUUUCUAUUUUUUUAAAAAAAACUUAUUUGUUUAGUAACUACGAAAAUAAAUUCUUUAGUUGUCCUAUUUGUGUGAUAUAUAAUAUAAAAUAUAAGCUCUACUUAGAUUGUAUAUAUCCUCUACUGUCUCCAUGACUUUGGCUAGGCUACAUGAACCAAUUCGAAAUUCUUGUUUUUAUCAUUUUUCCGUUUAUGAAAAUAUUUUGGUAAAUAAAUAAAGAGUUGAAUAUUAUAUUUUAAAUUUUAGAGGUAAUAAAAAAUUGCAUAUUUCUAUUAUUCAGAUUUGUUUUAAUUUUAUAUUAAUGUGUACAUGUUAAUUUAACACUUUAAUAGUUUACAUUUUGUCCUACACAUUCAUCUAUUAUCCAUUUGGUAUUUUAGUCCCACAUAUUCAUCUUCAACUGCAUUAUAGAAUUAGUUUCAACAAUAAUAUGUAUAUUUUUAUUUAGUAAUGUUAAUGUCUGAUUAAAGUUGAAUCACAAUCAAGAAUUAAAUUUCGAAGAUGUUUUUUUUUUUUUUUUUUUUCCCUUGCCUAUUAAUUCUUAUUAAUAUACUGUUGAGUGGAUCACAUUUUUGAAUUUUAAUGUCUAAAUUUUGUCACCCCUCCUUCAAUGUUGCUUAGUUAACAAAUAGUAUUCUUGUACUCAGAGCACUGCCAUAUGCCCGUUUCAGGUUUCUAUAUCACUGCCAACAACUUUUUAUUUUAACAUUUCUGGUUAUUUGUCUCUGUUAUUUUAUAUCAUAAUGUAUUGUUUUACAAUGUUGGUGGGAAAUUUGUUGUGGAAUUAUUGUAAUAAAAUCACUGCCGUCUUCA
Molecule: messenger RNA, 17433 nt
Organism: Argiope bruennichi
Lineage: Eukaryota; Metazoa; Arthropoda; Arachnida; Araneae; Araneidae
Gene: gpp
Exons: 20
Coding region: 147-4733 (1528 amino acids)
Biological process (GO): DNA damage checkpoint signaling; regulation of transcription regulatory region DNA binding; DNA repair
Cellular component (GO): nucleus
Molecular function (GO): histone H3K79 methyltransferase activity
Source: RefSeq, a predicted model, not a curated record